AUGGCCAGAAAAUGUCAGUGCAUAUUUCCCAAGCCUGUUGAAUGGAUGAAGGGAAAAGUGGUUGGAUCAGGAUCAUUUGGCACGGUGCAUUUAGCCAUGGACAAAUCAACAGGGGCACUUUUUGUUGUGAAAUCUGCAGAAACUGAAGUUGGAAUCCGGUCGCUGGAAAAUGAGGCUAAUAUUCUGGGAAACUUAGAUUCUCCGUACAUUGUAAAAUGCUUAGGGAAGGACUUCUCCUGUACAGCAGAAGAUAGUGUUAGGAAGUUUAAUCUUUUCAUUGAGUACAUGCCUGGAGGUAGUUUAGCUGAAGUAGUUGAGAAAUUCGGAGGCAAACUAGACGAUGACCUGAUCCGGUUGUACACGAAAAAGAUCCUUCAGGGCCUGAUUUAUCUCCAUGAGAAUGGGAUUGUGCAUUGUGAUGUUAAAUGCCAGAAUGUGCUUUUAGGCCUCUCAGGAAACAUCAAACUGGCAGACUUCGGAUUCGCGAAGAAGAUAAGUAACUCAAAAGUCGAAAAGGGAUCAUCAAUCCAACCAAAUGUGGGAGGAACUCCUUUGUGGAUGGCACCUGAAGUUUUGAGAAAUGAAAGGUUGGAUUUUGCUGCUGAUAUUUGGUCAUUAGGAUGUACAGUAAUUGAAAUGGCUAAUGGCUGCUGCAAAUCUCCAUGGGGUAUUGAUUUUUCUUACACUAAUCCAAUGGCUGCAAUUUUGAAGAUUGCUAAUGGUAAUGAAAUCCCACAGUUUCCAUCAAAUCUUUCCAAAGAGGGUUUAAAUUUCUUGAGCAAAUGCUUGGAAAGAGAUCCAAAAAAGAGGUGGACAGCAGGGGAAUUGCUCAAGCAUCCAUUUAUUCAGGGCAAAUCAGGUUCAAGAAACAUUCUUGAAAAUGCAUUUUCACCUGCAAGUAUUUUGGAUUCGAACUUACUGGAUUAUAAUUCAGAUGAAUCAUCAUCUGAUAAUGAGGAGGAUAAUGAGUUUGUGAUGAGCAGAGGAAAUCCAUUCUCCAUGAGAUCAUGCUAUGGCAAUAAGAAGCUAGUAUCAGGGAAUCAGUUGAUUUCUUCAGGGGACUGGAUUACAGUAAGAAGUAAUAGCCAAACAAUAUAG
Oldenlandia corymbosa var. corymbosa is the source of this 1098-nucleotide messenger RNA. NCBI's taxonomy places the organism in Eukaryota, Viridiplantae, Streptophyta, Magnoliopsida, Gentianales, Rubiaceae. The record is from the annotation of a GenBank genome assembly.